AUUAUGGUGUGCUGCGGCGUGACUGGCGGAAAAGGAUUACUGUUGUCGGGUUGUGAGUUAUCGAGGGCCAGCUUGGAACAGCCUCAGGAUGAGUGAAGGAGCUGAAAAGAUGGACGAGGACCGCGUGUAUGGCGGCUGCGAGGGGCCAGACGCCAUCUACGUCAAGCUGCGCUCCUCCGAUAACCACGAGUUCAUCGUGAAGCGCGAACAUGCGCUCACCUCAGGAACCAUCCGCAACAUGCUCAGCGGACCCGGCCAGUUCAAAGAGAACGAGACGAACGAAGUCACCUUCAAGGAGAUCCCUUCGCAUGUUCUGCAAAUGGUCUGCAUGUACUUUACGUACAAGGUCCGCUACACGAAUAGCUCCACCGAGAUCCCGGACUUUCAAAUUGACCCCAAGGUGGCUCUGGAGCUCCUGAUGGCGGCCAACUUUCUCUACUGCUGAGUGCCAGUGCUUCGCGUAGCUGGACGUUUGCAUUAACAGCGGAAGAACAAGCGGAAGCCGCUGCGGCCGGUUGAUGUGUGGAUACAGCUAGUGACAUCUAUCGGCUGGUGUGGCAGGCCGACCGCUGCGCUGGUUACCACCAUUAUGACUCCGGACUUGCGACACAUGAGUGCCUCGUGACAAACGUAGGGCCUCUGAUGGCGGCUUGAACCCAUGCCGCGGUGUUCUCAUGUCGUCACGUUGGCAGUGGGUGCGAAAGUCGUGCGCCAGAUCGUUCGCGAUAGGCACACUGCAUGUAUGUUGCGCAUAAGCUUUGUACAUGGUGCGUUAGGACAUGGCGCUAACUGACUGAGUGGCCCCUAUCGAACCUUGGCUUUAGCUUGUUAGGUAUUUGCCGAAAAUGUAACGUCAAUGUUCUACGGCUGUCCUAUAUGGGUCUUUUGUCCCGUCGAAGUGGGCACCGGUUGGUAUCCGAGGCAAACAUUGUUUUACGCUAGGCCAGAUCCAGACGUGUGGCCUGCGAAAACAUUCAGUGUGGCGGACAUUGAAAUGGUAACUUAACACAUCAUCAUGGAGCGGGAAUGACUUCGAUUAUGUUUGUAGUUCAGAAACUGCUACUGGUCUCGAAUAAAUUGUGGUCACGGGAGACUUCUGAAUCUCG
This is a messenger RNA of Pollicipes pollicipes, 1106 nucleotides long. It is a transcript of the gene EloC, whose product is annotated as transcription elongation factor elongin C. The transcript has 4 exons. The record is from RefSeq and is a predicted model, not a curated record. The coding region runs from base 89 to 445 and encodes 118 amino acids. Lineage: Eukaryota; Metazoa; Arthropoda; Thecostraca; Pollicipedomorpha; Pollicipedidae. Gene Ontology annotation, biological process: ubiquitin-dependent protein catabolic process.